Messenger RNA from Paramecium pentaurelia, 1153 nucleotides. NCBI's taxonomy places the organism in Eukaryota, Ciliophora, Oligohymenophorea, Peniculida, Parameciidae. The record is from the annotation of a GenBank genome assembly.
UAUGAGACAUUCUGGAUUCAUCUAGAUAUCACCAACACCAUUAAUGCCCUUGUAAUAUAAAAUUAAUGGUUAGAAACUAUUCAGUUUAAUCAGUACCACUUAUCACAUCAACACCUAUGUAUUAAUCUCUAAUCCAAUUUUAAUAACCAUAAUUAUAAUCAUAAAUUGUGAGAGUAUAAUUUAAAUUUAAUUAUUAAAAUAGUAAAGACCAAUACAUGUAGUCGAUUUGGAAUAAUAUGAUGAUAUUUGGAGAAAAAAAGUUGAAGAUCUUGAAAAAUAAUUAAAGGAACUCUAAAAAUAGAAACCAUAACCUGUCAUUUAAGCUCCAUGUUAUUUUUAAUUUUAUAUUUAAGAACCUAUUAUUGAAUUAAGAGCUGGUGCAGAUACUGAAGAAUUGGAAAAAUAGAUAUCAUAGAUUCAAUUAGAAUUGUAUAAAACAAAAGAAGAUUAUGAAGAUAUAUUAUAAAAGUACAAUGACAAUCUUAGUGAAUUAGAAUAAUUAAAAUGUAAAUAUCUAAAAAGAUUUUAUUUAAGAAUAAAUGAAAAGUCAUGUUUGUACUGAUAAUACUGCAGAAUUAAAAAAGAAAAUUGAAUUAUAAGAUAAAGAAAUAGAAAGAUUGAAAGCUUUACUUACUUCUCAAGUUCCUGUUCGUAUAUAAAUUAAUAUUAAUAUAAUAGCAAAUGAUGACUCAGAAUAAUUGAAGCUAUAUUUAAAGAGAAUAUAAGAAUUAGAAAGCUAAUUGCAAGAUUCAAUAUUAUAAGUUGAAAGAUAUAGAUAAGAGAAUUAAUAACUAUUAUCCUAAUUGAACUUCUUUAAGGAUUAAAUCAACGAAAAGGAUGAAAAAAUAAAAGAAUUAGAACAAUAAAUUGAUGAUCUUAAUAAUGAAUUAGAUAAUAUGUAGGAAGACUAAGAGGAAUAAAUUGAAUAAAAAGUUGAGAUUGUUAGAAAGGAAUUGAAGAGUUGGAAGGAUAAAUUUUUGGCAUUAAAUGCUUAAUUCCAUGAUUAAUAGGAAAAAUUAAUGUUAACUGAAGCUGAAUUAGAUCACAUUAAAAAAUAAGGAGGAGGUGGAACUAAAGUAUAUUUAAUUUUUAUUUUUAUUAUUAGGGUAGUUAAGUAAUCACUACAACAACUACAACAAAGUAAUCUAAAUGA